AUGCCACCGGCAAUAUUAGAAGAACCUGAUUCGGAUAUAAUUUCUGAUCCACGUAUUAAUCUCGAAUUGAUUUGUCUAGCAAAAGGUGAUCCAACUCCAAUUUAUACAUGGACUAAAAAUGGACAAUUUUAUGCAAUAAACGCACAAAAUAAUCAUGUUUUUAUGGCAAAUGAUUCCGGUACACUUACUUUUACUCAACCAACAAUUAUCGAUCAAGGAUGGUAUCAAUGUAAUGCAACAAAUAUUUGGGGUACUGCAGUGUCACGUCGAGUUCGUGUACGUCUCGCAGAACUUGGUGUGUUUCCUAUUUAUGAAAGAGCUCAAAUAAUUCAAGUAAGACGUGGUGAUUCAUUAAGAAUUCCAUGUAAUCCACCAACUGGUGUACCCGAUCCGGAAAUUUAUUGGACAGAUAAUGCAAAUAUUGGUGAUCGAUUUGGUUUUCGUGUUGCAAACCCGCGCAUACAACAAGAUUAUGAUGGAAAUCUUUAUUUUCUUAAUGUAAAAGAUGAAGACGAACAAAAACAAUUUAUAUGUAAUGUAUUUUCUCGUAAAUUGAAUAUUAUUCGUCGUGGUACAUUAACAAAAUUACAAGUUAUUCGAUCAGAUCCGAUUGAUCGCAAACCAAUGAAAUUAUGGUCAUCAGAAACAUAUAAAGUUUUUUUAAAAGGACAAAAAUUAUCAUUAAAAUGUAUAUUUGAGGGUUUACCAACACCUGAUGUCAUAUGGAGGAAAAUAAAUGGUCGGAUACCUGAAAGACGCUCUUCUAUUAUUCUAGAGAAACAAGAAUUAGUUAUAAAUGAUCUUCAAUAUGAAGAUACAGGCGUAUAUGAAUGUCGAGGACAUAAUGAAUUGGGCUAUGAUGCAUUUAGUAUUAAUGUUAAAGUUGAAGCUCAUCCAUAUUGGAUAGAAAAGCCAAAAGACGUGUAUGUAACAGAAGGGGAGACAGUUGAUGUUACUUGUAAUGCAGAAGCUAAGCCAGUAUCAAAAGCUACUCAAUGGUUAAUUAAUGGUGUACCAUUACAAGAUAUCAACGUUCCAUACAAUCCACGCCGACUCGUUAUGAAAAAUCGCAUAGUUAUACAAAAUGUAACAAAAUCUGACACAGCUGUUUAUCAAUGUAAUGUUUCUAAUAUACACGGUUAUGUUUUUGCAAAUUUUUUUAUUAAUGUUAUUUCGGAAAAGCCAAAAAUUCAACGUGAACCGGAUGCACUUUAUCGUGUUGUCGAAGGACAAAACAUUAUUUUACCAUGUGAAACAAGUGGUAUACCAUCGCCUAAGGUCUAUUGGUAUAAACGUAAUCAAAUUAUUGCGGGUGCAAGAUAUUCCACAUCAAAAGAUGGAAGUUUAACAAUUCAAGAUGUAUCACUAUUAGAUAGUGGAGUUUAUGUAUGUAAUGCAACAAACAAAUUUGGUUCCGAUAUACGCAAUACAACAUUAAGUGUUAAACAAAAAACACGUAUUCAAACUCAACCAAGUAAUCAACAAGUACGUCGAGGUCAUCAAGCUAUAUUUCGUUGUACAGCUGUUGCUGAUACAUCAUUAACCUAUGAUAUUAAUUGGUAUAAAGAUGGUAACUUAUUGACUUAUACAGGCCGUUUUAUUAAAGACAUAACAGAUCAAAAUACAUUAAAAAUUGUUGAUGUACAAUUCGAUGAUGCUGGUUCAUAUAUAUGUCGUGCAAGUACAGAAUUAGAUUUUGAUGAUGCAAGCGCAACAUUAGUUGUACAAGAUCGACCAAAUAGACCAAAAAUAACUAAAGUUAUUUGUAACGGAUCAACUGAUUCACCAUUUGCCAUUGUUCAAUGGCAAGGAACAGGUGAUAAUAAUGCACGAAUACUCUAUUAUGAAUUACAAUAUAAUACAUCAUUUCAAACAAAUGAUUGGACAUCUGUACCAAUUGAACAACGAAAAGAAUCUUUUAAUGAAGUUCAAUCACCAGAUGGUUCUAUUAAAUUAGAACCUAAAACUACAAUUUUUAAUACAACCCAUAUUCCAUCAAAUCAAAAUGCUUUACGUGUAUCAUUAUCAUGUUGGGCUAAUUAUACAUUUCGCGUUAUUGCUUAUAAUCGUGUUGGUGCAAGUGAUUCAAGUUCUAUUUCUGAAUCAAUGUGUACCACAAAAACAUGUCGACCUAAGAUGAAUCCUAUUGGUGUUAAAGCUUCAACUACACAAUCUAUACCAUUAUUAAUCGAAUGGGAUAGUAUGCCUGCAAUAAAAUGGGGUGCACCAAUGUUUUGGUAUGAAGUUGGUUGGCGUCAAUUUGCUUCAGGCACUGAUUCACAACCAUUUUCAACGCAACUUAUUUAUCCACCACAACAUCAAUUUCCUAUACCAAAUCCAGUAAUGAAUAUGCGAUAUCAAUAUUAUGUUAAAGCAGUCAAUCGACAACCAGAAGCACCCACAUAUGUUCCACGUAAUUUUCGCGUAUUACAAAUGCUUGAUAGUACAACAGUACAAUUCGCAUGGGAUCCACCAUUACCUUCUGAUGAAAUUAACAUUCGUGGCGUUCUUAAAGCUUAUCAGAUUGAAAUAUUUCGACUUGAUGACCCAGCAAAAUCACGUCUUGUGAUAUCUGAUAUAUUACCAAACAAAACUUGGACAACAGUUUUUAAUGCACCACCUAAUGCUGAUGUUGGUGCUCACAUCUGUAUUGAAACAGAACGAUAUUUUGGACCAACAAGUCCUGUUAUUCAAUUUCCUACACGAGAAGGUCGUCCAGGACCAAUAACUAAUUUACGCGGUGUACCCUAUACUAGCAAUGGAAUUUUUUUGCUUUGGGAUCCACCAGAUGAAACAAAUGGCGUUAUAAUUGGUUAUCAAAUUGAUUAUAAACCUAUUGAAAGUAUUGCUUCUCAACCCGGUAUCGAACAUCCUUCAAUAUUACUUCGUGAUGAUACUCGUCGAAAUUAUCUUCUUAGUGGUCUUAAACCAGACACAAAAUAUCGUGUUCAAGUACGAGCACGAACAUCAGUUGGUUUAUCAACAAGUCCAGCUAUUAUUGAACUGACAACAAAUUUAAGUCUUGCUCCAUCGAAACCAACAUUUACAGUAACUCAUCGAGGACAAACAUUUUUUAAUGUUUCUUUUGAUCCAACAAUAAUGACUAUUCCUGGUAGUCUAUAUUAUGUACAAUAUAAAGAAAAUGAUAAAGAUGAUCAAGCUGUUUUUAAAAAGUCUUAUACUGUGUCAAAUGAUCGUACUAUACUUGUAAAUGCACUUGAACCGGAUAAAAUAUAUACAACAAUAUUAGUUGCUGGUGAUGGUAUUCUAGCUGAAACCAAAAGUGAUCCUCAAAUGGUGGCAACACUUAGCAAGGAUCGCACUCCUCGAGUUAUUAGCUCACCUUGGUUCAUUGGUCUUAUUGUUGCUAUAAUUGUACUUAUCAUAGUCUUUGCUAUUGUUUGUGGUAUUAUGAGACGUAAAGGUGGUAAAUAUUCAGUUCAAGAUAAAGAAAUGUUACAUGGUCCGAGUGGAUAUGGAGAUAAUGAUGGAAAAUUUUCAGAAUAUUAUCGAGCACCUAGUGAUGCAUCAAUAAAACAAAGUCGUAUGUCAUUGCAUAACGGUGAUGAUCGUGAUUCAAUGGCAGAAUUUAAUGAUGAAAAAGAUAGAAGUCGUUUUACCGAAGAUGGAUCGUUUAUUGGACAAUAUGGACGGGAUGAUAAGCGACAUACUCAUUUAGUCAAAUAUGAUGAAACUGAUGGUUUUACUAAUGAAUAUCAGAAUGAUGAUCAAGGAAAAUAUUCAUCUCAUUUAUAG
Molecule: messenger RNA, 3756 nt
Organism: Rotaria sp. Silwood1
Lineage: Eukaryota; Metazoa; Rotifera; Eurotatoria; Philodinida; Philodinidae
Source: the annotation of a GenBank genome assembly